UUUUCUUUAAAAAUGACUCCAGUAGGUUGGGUUUUACUAAAAUAAUUUACUCUUAAAAUUUUAUUAAAAGUUAUGUUUUAAUAAUAAUCGGAGUGUUCAUUUAUUUCAUAUAGAAAAAUAGUAAUCAGAGGAUUUUGCUAGUUUAGUUUUAGUUUAACUCCACUAUAUUUCCCAAAAUGUUAAUCUCUUGUCAAUAUCUGCCUGAAUUUAAAAUUGAUAUGAAUUUUUCGAAGAAGAUUAAAUUUUUGAGAUCUGGAAAAAUUAAAUUGAAUAAUCCUCUUAAGACUUCAGGUUUUGUAGCAAAGGAAAACCAAUCAGAGGCUUAUAAGAAUUUACAACAGGGUAAAACUUAAGAUUUUGUUAAUACUUUUAUAUUUUAGAGAUAAAUUUUUCAUAUGAAGAAUUCCUAACUUUAACUUCCAGUAAAAAGACCUUUGAAGAGCAUUUAGAAGAAAAUUUGCUAUAUCUGAUUACCAGGAAUACAAAUUUAUUACCUAACGGCCUGUAUUAUAAUCAAAAUUGGCAAAAUAGUACCCUAAAAGUGAAUAAAGAUAACAUUUUAUUCAUAUAAAUCUGAUAAGACUUUAUUAUCAAUCCAAUUCUAUUCAAAUCUGAUAAAGUUCUGUUCAAUUAUUUACUGACUUCAAGACUCAAAUAACCUGAGAAGAAAUGAAGAAGAACUUCUCUCUGAUC
Messenger RNA from Moneuplotes crassus, 693 nucleotides. NCBI's taxonomy places the organism in Eukaryota, Ciliophora, Spirotrichea, Euplotida, Euplotidae. The record is from the annotation of a GenBank genome assembly.